AUGCUACUGUUUUACCUUUUGUUUUACAACCCAAAGUUUGCAUAUUCCUGCACUCCAACGCAGGCGGAUGGACCGCCAAUCUCAACGACCCAUGCCCCUGCUACGACGACCGCAAAGCCCCUAGUAGGCUGUGAAUAUUGUUUGUCGUGCUGCGGAGGGUUCUUUCCGCCGUUUGGGCCUUGUGGCUGGUGGUGCAACGCGCUGUAUCCGCCAUUCCCGGCCGGGGGACCAUGCGAUUGGAGCUUUUGUCGGUGGUGUUGCGGAUUUUAUCCGCCGUUUACAACGACGACGACUGCAGGUGAGUGUGAGGGAAAUUGGGGUCUUUGAUUCAAAAGCAGUGAAGUUUUGUUUACUAUAUCAGUCUGUCGGAAAAAUAGUGAGGACAAUUACCAUCUAAGCCGGCAUGAAACCUUUUGUCUCUCAUAACAGCUGUAUCCACAUAUUAUUAUACUAUUUAUUUUGCAGCCCCAAAGACAACCACAACUACCGCAGCGCCUGCAACAACCACUACGACAGUAGCUCCAACUACGACUACAAAACCUCCCGUUACCACAACCCAAGCCUCUCCAACAACCGCGGGUCCUUGUGGGGGAUGUUGGUGGUGCUGCGGAGGCGUUUAUCCACCUUUUCCAACAACUGCGGCUCCCACAACUGCCCCGCCAGCUCCACCAUCCCAUCCAUGCGGCUGUCCGGGCUGUUGCGGCGGAAUUUAUCCACCAUUCCCGGCGGCAACAACGUCAGCAUCCACUGGAUUCAGUGGACUGAUUGUGAAGGACUCCCCGGAUUUCGGAGAGGUUGGGAAUAGCACGUCAACCACGCUAGGUCCUCUUUCGAAUGCCGUAACGGCACUGAGCAAUCCAAAAACCCCCUUGGAUCCACCGGGGUGGACGGAGGAAAAGGCCAAAUUUCCGGAGGCAGAAGGCGAAGAUAAGGAAGACAUCGAAAAUAAUAAUGUUUGA
This is a messenger RNA of Bursaphelenchus xylophilus (pine wood nematode), 959 nucleotides long. NCBI's taxonomy places the organism in Eukaryota, Metazoa, Nematoda, Chromadorea, Rhabditida, Aphelenchoididae. The record is from the annotation of a GenBank genome assembly.